UCAAAGUAUUUCUUUCCCUCGUCGUCUCCGUUGCUUCUAAACUACGGCAAGGAAAACUCAUCGGAACUUUUCUCCUUUUAACUAAUUUCCACUUUCCAAAAGAAAAACCAAAUCUCUUUUUUGUUAAACUCUUAGUUCGAUCUCUUACUUUCAAUGGAUGAAUCUUCGUAUUGGAAUCUUCCUUCUAGUCAUUUACUGGGCUCAGUCCCCGCUGUUGUUAAUGAAGAAAGUGAAGCCUCGUAUGGCAGAAGAGGAGGUGGUGGCCGAGGUUAUCAAACUCUUGGACCUCCGACCGAAGGAUUUGAACAACAAUCACAAAACAACUGGAAGGGAGUGUUUAGUAUCUCAUCAUACACACAGUAUUUUGAUGUAGAUACAGAUGUUGUCGUAAACAGAUUGAUAAGUUCCUUUUAUCCUGCCGGUGGAGACUUUUUCAACAAGAUUGGCGCUAACCCUGAUCUGUAUGGGCUUAUCUGGAUCACAACUACAUUGGUCUUUAUGCUUGCGGCCUUUGGAAACUGUGCCACAUACCUUAUUCAAAAGCGCACUGAUCGAACUACUACUUGGAGCUUUGAUGUUGGCUAUGUAAAUGCAGCAGCUUGUGGAAUCUAUGGUUAUUCACUCGUGGUGCCAGUGGCAUUUUACUUCUUGCUUCGAUAUCUGGGUUCAAAUGCUAGCCUUAUACGAUUUUGGUGCAUGUGGGGUUAUUCACUUUCCAUUUUCAUUCCAACUGCAUUUCUACUGCUUAUUCCAGUUGAGAUUCUCCGAUGGAUCAUCAUACUUGUUGCCGGUACGGCCUCAUCAUGCUUUGUUACCUUGAAUUUAACAUCCUAUAUUGGUGGCAGUAAUGAUCUUAGAAUGAUGAUGAUUGCUGCGUUCUUGCUGCAAAUGGCCCUUGCAAUCUUUAUCAAGGUUUGGUUCUUUCCAUAAACCUUACAAAGUCAUCCUAUGCGGGCUAUCUGAGCACCUAAAAUCCGAACUCUGUUGUGUUUACUCUGUUCCGGGGAAAUAUGAAAAAGGAGAACAGUUUGAGCAAAAGGCCUCUUGAAGAAAAGCUUGUGUAUGUUUUUGGAUUCCUUGUAGUUUAGUGGUAAAUUUGAAACACGCAACGGAUGUGUGUCAUAGGAGUAGAGAUGUUUUUGAUGAGGUGCAGCAACGCGCUACUAAUUGCGUUUCUUUGGAGUGGGUUAAUCGAAUUGACUUGGUGCUGUUGGCCUACAACUUUUAAUAGACCAACAAAAUGAGAGAAACUAGAAGCUUCUGUGUAUAUACGGGUUUUCAUGGUCUUUUUGCCAGUCUGUAAUUGUUACUUCACAUCUAAAAGCAGACUUUUGUAUCAAAAAAUAGGUUCUCUUUAAACCCUAAA
Gossypium raimondii (Peruvian cotton) is the source of this 1366-nucleotide messenger RNA. RefSeq lists its product as uncharacterized. Gene Ontology annotation, biological process: vesicle-mediated transport. The record is from RefSeq and is a predicted model, not a curated record. Gene Ontology annotation, cellular component: membrane; Golgi apparatus. The coding region runs from base 154 to 930 and encodes 258 amino acids. Lineage: Eukaryota; Viridiplantae; Streptophyta; Magnoliopsida; Malvales; Malvaceae. The transcript is spliced from 5 exons. Gene Ontology annotation, molecular function: small GTPase binding.